Messenger RNA from Impatiens glandulifera, 2212 nucleotides. RefSeq names its product pentatricopeptide repeat-containing protein At5g10690. NCBI's taxonomy places the organism in Eukaryota, Viridiplantae, Streptophyta, Magnoliopsida, Ericales, Balsaminaceae. The record is from RefSeq and is a predicted model, not a curated record. Gene Ontology annotation, molecular function: protein binding. The coding region runs from base 113 to 1930 and encodes 605 amino acids. The transcript has 12 exons.
CUCAAAAUAUUCUUAUCCACUCCCCUCUCUCUUUCUCCAUCUCACAGAAGCUCACCACUAAGCAAUAAUGGCAAUCGAUAGUUCAAUCUUCCAAUGAUAAUUACAACAUACAAUGGCGCAAUUCCCUACUCUAUCGCAUGACACUUCACCUCUUUCUCGCUCUUACAUACAUUCUCCCAGACUGCAUUCCAUUUCCUCUUCGCUCAUUUCUUCUCCCCGCAGCCUUCAUCGCAGCGCCAAUCCUCAAUUCGACCGACUCUCAACCACCAAACCUCGAAAUGAAACUCCCAUCUCCAAUCUCAAGUAUCUCACUUCUCGAGUCGUACAACUCACCCGUCGCCGACAACUCCAUCAGAUUUUUGAAGAAAUUGAAAUUGCAAAGAAACAACAUGGUAAGCUGAAUACCAUCGUGAUGAACGCAGUUUUGAAAGCCUGCGUCCAUUGCGGUGAUAUUGAUGCAGCUUUGAGCGUAUUUGCUGAUAUGAAAGAGCUGGAAAAUUGUGGGGUUGAUGAUAUAACAUACGGAACUCUGUUAAAGGGUCUUGGUGAAGCUCGUAGAGUUGAUGAAGCAUUUCAGUUAUUGGAAUCUGUUGAACAAGGUACUGCUGCAGGAAGCCCUAAGCUAUCAGCACCACUUAUUUAUGGGCUUCUAAAUGCUCUUAUUGAAGCAGGAGAUCUACGACGGGCUAAUGGUCUCUUAGCACGCUAUGGUUUUCUGAUCAACGAAGGAGGCAGUCCACCAAUCUUAAUUUACAACCUUUUGAUGAAGGGGUACAUAAGCACAGGUUCUCCUCAAGCAGCAUUAAGUGUGCAUAGUGAGUUAUUGCGUCAGGGACUCCAUCCUGAUAAACUCACAUACAACACUCUAAUCUUUGCAUGUGUCAAGGCGGGAAAGCUGGAUGUUGCGGAGAACUUUUUGGAGGAAAUGAAAGAGAAAGCAAUUAAAGGCGGACUGAAAGACGUUUUUCCAGACGCUGUCAGUUAUACUACGCUGCUCAAAGGAUUUGGCCAUGCCAAGGAUCUUCCUUCAGUUCUGAAGACCGUCAUUGACAUGAAGUUUUGUGACAAGUUGUUGAUAGAUCGAGUUGCUUAUACUACUAUUGUUGAUGUUUUGUUGGACUGCGGUUCUACUAAAGGUGCACUUUGUGUUUUUGGAGAAUUAUUGAAACGAGCUGGCAAGGACACUAAUUUGCGGCCAAAACCUCAUACCUACCUUUCAUUGAUGCGGAAUAUAGCUUCUCAUGGAGAUUACAUUUUUGUUAAAAAUCUAUACAAACGCAUGUGGCCGGAUUCAUGUGGCACUAUCUCCCCUGCUAAUCAGGUGGAAGCUGAUCAUCUUCUUAUGGAAGCAGCUUUAAAUAAUGGUCAGAUUGAUGUGGCACGGCAACAUCUUUUACAUAUCAAGAAAAAGUGGAAGGGAUUAUCAUGGGAAAGUCGAGGAGGGACUGUUGCAGUUCGUGUGGAAGCUUUGAUGGGUCAAACAACAUCAGUGUUUAGUCCUUGUAUACUUCCUGAGGUAUCAGUGGGGGAUCCAAUUGAAUGCAUUAUGACAUCUUUCGAAGACACUAGACCAUUGAAAUCUACCUCGAUACUGAAUGAAGUGGUGAUGCGAUUUUCCAGAGAGCUUGUUUUGCCUGUCAUUGAUGACUGGGGAAGUUGUUUAGGUUUACUGCACCGUGAAGAUUGCAAUGAGUUAAACAGCCCAAUCUCUUCAAUGAUGAGAAGUCCACCUCCUUAUGUGACAACAUUGACUUCUAUUGGGCGCGUUAUUGAUAUGAUGCUGGAAAAGAGCUACAAAAUGGUAAUAGUCAUUGAUUACAAGAACUCUUAUGGGGCUUCAUCGUCAUCAUCAUCAUAUGGCUCAAUGAAACCAGUUGGAGUUUUUACUGCCGAAAAGCUGGCUAAGCUUUCAAUACCCGAUUCAGAAUGAAAAGGAAACAACCGCUCUUAAGAGAAUUGAGUUUUGUACAAAUUUCCUCAACUCUUAAUUUAAUUUUUUCCUUCGGGUUAUGUGAUGCUAGAGAUAGUGCAUUUGGGGGUCAGUUAUUUUUAUCCUAUCUUUCCAAUUUAGUAAACUUGUUAUUGAUCUUGGGAUGAAACCAUCGAUUUGGGAAGAAUUUACCAUAUUUAGAAAUGGGUAUUUCCUUGUCUAUUGUUUGGAUUUGUAGCGAGAUUAGAUUUUCCUUUCCGAUAAUCUCUUGAUAUUUCUAUA